Messenger RNA from Periophthalmus magnuspinnatus, 2987 nucleotides. RefSeq names its product plexin domain containing 2b (gene plxdc2b). The transcript has 14 exons. The record is from RefSeq and is a predicted model, not a curated record. Bases 300 to 1865 code for a protein of 521 amino acids. NCBI's taxonomy places the organism in Eukaryota, Metazoa, Chordata, Actinopteri, Gobiiformes, Gobiidae.
CACCGUGCGCAUCACUUCAGUGGAAUAAGAGUGCUGCUCAACACAGGGAUAUGCUGUCUGUGCUCUGCAUUAACUUUCUAUGACCUUUUUCUUCAUAGUAAGCUGCAACCUGUUCAGUCGAGUGUAGAAACGCGCAGCCAGUGCACAUCGCGGCACGCUCGCCCAGUAUAAACGCACGGAGAGAACAAAAACUGCUCAGUGCAGCGGAGGCAGAAGCAGAAAGAGCCGGAGAGUGAACAAGGGAUAACGCGGCUCAUGAGUUAAAACGCGCUUGGCUUUACAGAGGAACCGACCUGGAUAUGGCGAAGACACUGGAGAGGCUCAUUGGAGUGGUUUUACUUUUACAUUAUGUGGGGAUUGUCCAAACCGAGAUCGCAGCCCUCAAUGGGGAUUCUUACUCCUAUUUGCCUGUAGACUCUGGAGAUGAGGACUCAGCAGUGGAUGUGAGGCUCUACAGUCAUCGGUGGAGAAGAUGGCUCCCUCCCAAACCUCGAAACAUGGACAGUAACAGAGCGAGCCCGGAGCAGGACCAGAGCGCAGAACCAGAGGAGCCGGGGGGCUUCCCUGGAGUAUUGUCUACAGAAGACUCAGACAACAGUUCACAGAUAGAGGAGGAUACGUUCCACAAUUACUACACAUCCAAAACAUACGGCCCUUCAGAUCCCAUGAGCAAAGACUUGUGGGUAAAUGUUGACCAGAUGGACAAGGAAAAGGUGAAGAUCCACGGAAUUCUGUCCAACACACACCGACAAGCAGCGAGAGUCAACCUGUCUUUCGAUUUCCCAUUUUAUGGACAUUUCCUGCGUGAAAUCACCGUGGCGACUGGUGGUUUUAUCUACACGGGGGAUGUUGUUCACCGGAUGCUUACGGCUACUCAGUACAUCGCUCCUCUGAUGGCGAACUUUGACCCCAGUGUCUCCAGGAACUCCACAGUCAUCUACUUCGACAAUGGCACAGCUCUAGUGGUGCAGUGGGAUCACGUCCAUUUGCAGGACCACUACCACCUGGGCAGCUUCACUUUCCAAGCCACGCUGCACAACACAGGGCGCAUCAUAUUUGCAUAUAAAGAGAUUCCUGUCGAGGUGUCUCAGAUCAGCUCUGUCAAUCACCCGGUGAAGGUGGGCCUGUCUGAUGCCUUUGUGGUGGUGCACAAGAUCCAGCAGAUUCCCAAUGUGAGACGGCGAACCAUUUACGAGUACCAUCGCGUGGAGCUGACCAAAACAAGAAUCACGAAUUCUACAGCUGUGGAAAUUCUGCCUCUGCCCACGUGUCUGCAGUUCACCAGCUGCAGCUCGUGCAUCUCAUCGCAAAUCAACUUCAACUGUAGCUGGUGCUAUAGACUCAACAGAUGCUCCAGUGGCUUUGACCGACACCGGCAGGACUGGGUGGACAACAGCUGCCCGGACGAGACUAAGGACAAGAUGUGCGACCUCAUGGACACCACCAGCCUCUACCCCUUUACUACCUCGAAAACCUCCAGAAGUAAAGACGGGGACAUAGCCUCCACCUCUUACCCGCCCACCAGUGUCCCAACUGAAGAUGAUACCAAGAUUGCUUUACAUCUCAGAGACAACCAAGCAGUUCCAGCGGAGAACACAGUGGACAGGAGCCCUGGCACACACCCCCAGCACACAGGCCUAAUUCUGGGCAUCCUCCUGGUGUCUCUCAUCAUGGUGGUGGGAGUUCUGGUUACUGUGUACAUCUACCAUCACCCCAUGUCUGCAGCCAGUCUCUUCCUCAUUGAGAGACGUCCAAGCAAGUGGCCAGCCAUGAAGUUCCGCCGUGGUUCGGGACAUCCAGCCUACGCGGAGGUGGAGCCUGUGGGCCAGGAAAAGGAAGGGUUCAUUGAAUCAGAGCAGUGCUGAGAAACAUCAAUUAAAAAAAACAAACAAACUCCAAAAUGUUCACCUGCUCCUGCCAACAAGGCUUUGAACCCUCCUGACCAGACGACUUGUCCCUUAGUGCUGUGUGCAGGUUGAUUCCACACGUGACAUUUGGGAUAUUGGAUAUGGUGAUGGGCAAUACCGGAGAGUGAGAAAAAACAUUGUUGAUUGGACUAGAGUCACUGACGUCAGCAAGUGAUUUGUUGCCAUUGACGACAGGGCAAAUGCUCCCUGAGGAUAGGAGCUGGGGCAAUUUUACAGUAUAUAUUUUCAGAACAAUACCUGAACAGAAAUGCUCACUAUAUUGUCAGUGGGGUAUACAGUAUAUGCCUUUGUAUAUGUCAGGUUUGUUUUUAUUUUUUUAUUUUUAGGGUUGGCACAUGUUUCUGUAUAGACCAGACUGUGGUGGCUGUUCCCAUUGACUUUUCCACGGAAGCAUUGCCACAUUAUGUAGAGCUCUUUUCCUGUCACUACAGCUGGGAAUAUGCUCAGCAAUCACUCUGUUAAGUGAUUUUUUUUCUAUAAAAAUAUAAGUAGUUUUUUUUUUUUUUAUUGUUUUGGGUGAUGGGCACACGCUAUCUACUUUUACAUAACUACUGUGCCAUGUUGUCCAUCGUUUUGCACAAUUAUUUGUCCAUGCACAUUUUAUUUUUUUCAUUUGACACGUGUUACUAUUGCAGAUUGACAAGACAGGCGCUUGUGAGUGUAUGUGGAUUAUAUUUUCUAUAGUGUACAUGACGUGUGGGAGAGGGCAGUGGUGACCUGGUGUCCUUAUUACUGGUGCAUUUCUUCGAGCUGGCUCUGCACAGUCGGUCCCUUUGACACACUGGUUGGCUUCGGUUUGGUGUGGUUGACAGUAUGGAUAUUCGAUUACUAUUAUUCUUUUCUAUGUUGAUAAUUUAAUUCAUUGCAGUUAAAUUGCAGGUUGUGUACAUACCAAGUCCUAAACAUUUGCAGAUUCAGGUAACUCAUGGCAAGCCUCUGUUAUUUCACAGUUGAAUACAAGACAUUUUAUUCCGUAUGAGUGGCCUUUGUUUUGCUACUUUUUUGCUUAAAUGUGAAAUGUACAAUUGUCAUAUACAAAUACAAUUUUCAGUAUCUCUU